Messenger RNA from Exophiala spinifera, 2559 nucleotides. RefSeq lists its product as uncharacterized. Lineage: Eukaryota; Fungi; Ascomycota; Eurotiomycetes; Chaetothyriales; Herpotrichiellaceae. Gene Ontology annotation, molecular function: DNA binding; zinc ion binding. Bases 1 to 2559 code for a protein of 852 amino acids. The transcript is spliced from 4 exons. The record is from RefSeq and is a predicted model, not a curated record. Gene Ontology annotation, biological process: DNA-templated transcription.
AUGGCCGAUCUUCCAGAGUUCAAAUCGCUAACAAAAAAGUUCCACACCCACCCAUAUCCUGCUAUCUCUCCAACCCGACCCGAACUUUCAGCCAAAGGGAAAAAUGUCAUUGUCACUGGUGGUGGAACGGGCAUUGGCCUAGGCAUUGCCGUAGCUUAUGCACAAGCAGGGGCAAAAUCGGUUGCUAUCCUUGGGAGACGGAUUGACAAACUGAAAGAGGGCGCGGAGGUGAUAUCAAAAGAAGCGACCAAAGACACGAAAGUCAUUUUCGGGAAAGCCGACCUUUCCGACAGGAGCCAGGUCGACGCUGCAUUGAAGUCGAUUACCGAUCAGUUUGGCAAGAUUGAUAUUCUCGUCUCAAACGCCGGCUACCUUCCCACGACUGGCGUGUUGCUGGACUACGAUCCAGCCCUGCUUAUGCGAGGCUUUGAACUGAAUGUCCUGACCACGUUGAACAUUCUGCAAGCGUUUGUCCCAUUGGCUGGGGCUGACCCGAUUGUGAUCAACGUCUCGACAGCAAUGGCGCACUUCAGACCUGUCAAGGGAGCAGGAGGCUACACGAUAACCAAAGCAGCAAACCUGAAGUUGGUCGAUUCUUUCGCCUGGGAGAACCCACAAAUACAUGUGGUGAAUCUGCAGCCAGGAUGGGUUCCUACAGAGCUCAACGGCUACCAGAAAGAGGCGACUGACGUCGCUGAGCUUCCCGGACAGUUCGCUGUUUGGCUAGCGUCCCCCGAGGCCAAGUUCCUGAAGAGCAAAUUCGUAUGGGCAAACUGGGAUGUCCAUGAAUUGUUGGAGAAGGCGGAAGAAAUCAAGACCACCAAGCUGCUGGACUGGAAGCUGGAAGGCGUCGCGAUGUCAUCAGAAGACUUUCAGCGUCUGGAAGACCGGUUGGUUCAACUUGAAACAAGGCUCCAGGCUGGUGAUCGACGGUCUUCGGACGUAGCGAGCAAUGACUUGGUGGUCAUUAGAAGAACGGAUUCUCAUUCGGAAGGCUCGAGAAUGGACGACUCGAGUACGGAAAUCUGCCAGCAAUCUUUUCUCUCGCCAAAUCGAGCGAUGUCGAUGCCAAAUCUUCAGAUCGUCCUUCCACUGGUGGAACAAUAUUUCGCCCAUUUCAACAACAUGAUCCCGCUCUUCCACGAGGGACGGUUCAUUCGAGGACUCCUCAGGUGGUACGAUACCCCGUCUGAGACGAUACCGGCGACCUAUGCCGCUAUUAAUGUGGUCCUGGCUUUGUCGAUCUGGCACGAUCCUAUCAAGAAGUCUGCCGAUGACUAUGAGUUCAUGCAUAGAUGCGUUAAAAAUGCUCAGUCGGUCUUGUGCAACUUGGUGACAAGGGACCAGGAUCUUAUCGGUAUUCAAGCCAUCCUGGGGCUGGUCAUGCUGUUCAAUGCAGGACCGAACCCUCGACCAGCCUCAACCUUGAUCGCCAUAGCUUUCAAGCUGAGUCACCGGCUCAGGCUUCAUACGAGAUCGGGAAACCGGGGCUUGGAUGAAAGUACGGCGUUGGAAAGGGACCGAGUCUUCUGGAUCAUGUAUUUUCUCGAGAGAGGGAUGAAUGUUCGUCUGAGAGACCCGUACCUUCAACAAGACGACGACAUGGACGUCGCUCUUCCAGCAUUCAACGACAUCAACGACAGAGUAAGCAUCGUGUUUGCCGGCGACGGCAUCACUUGGCUCAAUCUACUUCUGUGUCGUGUUGAUCUCGCCCGCAUUCAGGCUCAGGUGUAUCACACCCUGUAUUCUGUCCGGGCCGAACGGUUCUCACCGGACGAACGGCAAGCGGCACUGGCUGACUUGGAUGCCACGGUUCGUGAGUGGAAGGAUUCGAUUCCCGUCCAGUUUCGGCCCGACAUGCUAUCUGAAACAGAGUUCGGUAGCAAUGUCCGGUUCCUGGUCCAUCUGCAUUUCAUAUACUACCACUUAUUCUACCUUGCGCAUGGCAUUUAUGCACACGACUCCGAAUGGAUCCUACGCAUCAUAAAUUACAGCGACAAAUACUCUGGCCGACAGUCCCGAAUCAUCGAAAGUUCUGCACAAGGGGAUCUCUUACCAUCGACUUGGCUGGAAGACGUCGAAACAGCACGAGAGUGCAUGAGAUUGUUCAAGGUCGUAGAUGAGAGAGACAUGGCGCUUCUAGGACAAAUAACAUGUGUCUACUUGACGUCCAUGAUCAUCUUGCUCACCAAUAAAUUAGCCAUCUGGGAACUACCCAUCAGCAGUCAAAUGGAGUCAGAUGACGCCUUGAUCGAAGGGGGAUUGCUUUUCCUCGCCGCGAUCGCUGGCGUUUUGGAAGAUGAUUCUCUUCGAUGCCUCUGGAACGGGUGCGUCGAGAUGAAGUUCCGGGCCGAGAUCGCGGCCAUGAGUUACAACAAUGCUGGACACCUGCAUUUUCCGGAAAGUUACAACCGUGCGAGACAGAGUUCCAGGUCAAUGUCAGCCUUGUUUGACGCUUUUGCAACGUCCGACAUCAAGAGUAGAAACGGUUACGGCUCGAACAUGUGGCCGCAGGCCGUGGCUAGUUUCGUUGACAUCGAGGAAGCCUCAGCAGUAUAA